This is a messenger RNA of Nicotiana tabacum (common tobacco), 1107 nucleotides long. The record is from RefSeq and is a predicted model, not a curated record. Lineage: Eukaryota; Viridiplantae; Streptophyta; Magnoliopsida; Solanales; Solanaceae.
UUUGACCGCUNCCAUGAGGUUGGGUUCAGGUUUUCACUUGCUGAACUCCCUGAGAGCUGUACAGAAGAGGAGAUCUGUGAUGCAUUAUCAAAUUAUAACAAGGAUGCAUCAAUUCAUGGUAUUCUUGUGCAGCUUCCUUUGCCACAGCAUUUUGACGAGGGAAAGAUUCUGAAUGUACUAAGCUUAGAAAAAGACGUUGAUGGAUUUCAUCCACUAAACAUUGGGAACUUAGCCAUUCAGGGUAGAGAGCCAUUGUUCAUCCCGUGCACUCCGAAAGGCUGCAUCGAGUUACUGCUCAGGUCUGAUGUCGAAAUAGCUGGCAAGAGAGCUGUAGUGAUUGGGAGGAGCAACAUCGUUGGACUACCUGCUUUUUUGUUGUUGCAGAGGCACCAUGCAACAGUAAGUAUUGUGCAUGCAUAUUCAGAGAACCCAGAAAUGAUUACCCGUGAAGCUGAUAUACUUGUUGCAGCAGCUGGAGUGCCUAAUUUAGUCCGCGGUAGCUGGUUAAAGCCUGGAGCAGUUGUUCUUGACGUUGGAAUAAACCCAAUUGAGGACCUUGAGAGUGAAAAUGGUUACCGUUUGAUUGGAGAUGUUUGCUUUGACGAAGCAGUCAAGAUAGCUUCUGCAAUAACCCCUGUGCCCGGAGGUGUAGGUCCUAUGACAGUUGCAAUGCUUCUUCAGAACACCCUUGAAGCCGCCAAACGUGCACUUCAUCUUACUUGAUUUAAGGUGGAGGAAUUCCAAAAAUCUCUCAUUUCUUCCUCUCUAUUAGAAACGUGGAGAAGAAAUGAUUGAAAACUAGCCCGAGUUUUGCACAACCUCUGCAUUAUUGGACUUAUAUCUGGUGGACGAGUCUCUGCUAUUUAAUCAAUCCUGACAUAUUAGGAAGUUCUCAGUUCCGACUUCAAGGAAGCAGCAAUAGUGAACGAAAGUAGCAGCUUCAGUACGUAUGUGGGAUGACGUGCAAUAUAAUAUGAGAUUGGAGGCCUAGCGAAUAGUGCUAACAUAUCUACGUUUGGUUUCCAUAAUGCAGAAAGUUCUCUUGUAUGACUAACUAUAUUUGUGUAUACUGAUUUGCUCCUUCAAGGUUCCUUUUUUGCUCCUUAA